AUGUCUGUUGUCAUGCAUAAGUAUGAGGUAAUACAAAUGGUUCAAGAUACUAAAUAUUAUGACUUAUUAGAAGUUUGUCCAGAUGCUAGUGAAGUUGAAAUUAAGAAAGCUUAUCGCAAAAUGGCUUUAAAAUAUCAUCCUGAUAAAAAUCCCACUGGUGCGGAAAAAUUUAAGCAAAUAACAAAAGCUUAUGAUGUAUUAUCAGAUCCUGAAAAAAAGAAGAAAUAUGAUUUAGGAGGGUAUUCACUAUUUAGUGAAUCAAAUAACCAAACUUUUACCAGAGAACAUUUUGAUUUGAAUGAUUUAUUCGGAGGAUUUUCUGGACCUGGAGCACGUGUUUAUACAACUAGUUUUGAAGCAACAAAUAUAGAUGCAUUCGAUAUUUUUGAUAUGUUUUUUAACAAUGGAAGUGGUUUUCGAGUAAAUCCUAACGUUAGAACAAGAACAAAUACUAACCCUCGGAGAACCCAUCAACAUCAAACUACUAGAAAUGAUACUGAGGAAGAAGGAACAAGCACCACAACGAUAAAUAUUGCAAAAAUUUCAUUAAUUAUGUUAUUUAUGGAUAUCAUCAUGAGAGUUUUUGCUGCCUUUAUCCGCUCAUAA
Strongyloides ratti is the source of this 606-nucleotide messenger RNA. Its product is annotated as DnaJ-like-2. Bases 1 to 606 code for a protein of 201 amino acids. The record is from RefSeq and is a predicted model, not a curated record. Gene Ontology annotation, molecular function: Hsp70 protein binding. Gene Ontology annotation, cellular component: endoplasmic reticulum membrane. Gene Ontology annotation, biological process: cellular response to misfolded protein. NCBI's taxonomy places the organism in Eukaryota, Metazoa, Nematoda, Chromadorea, Rhabditida, Strongyloididae. The transcript is spliced from 2 exons.